This is a messenger RNA of Paramecium pentaurelia, 793 nucleotides long. The record is from the annotation of a GenBank genome assembly. NCBI's taxonomy places the organism in Eukaryota, Ciliophora, Oligohymenophorea, Peniculida, Parameciidae.
UAUGAGUCAAGGACAUCUGAUUAUCAUGAUAAAGCCACUGAAUUAGAAUUUAAAUAUUGAAAUGGAUCCAGAUACUUAGGUCAAAGAAUUAUUUGAAUACAUUUAAAAUGAAUUCAAGUAUUUUACAUUUCAUUUUUAGAAUUGCUUCUGAUAUACGAAACUGGACAUGCUAUUCUGAAUAAAAACGCAUUUAUUUAGACCAUUAGGGUUGUAUAGGAAAAGUUUAAAAUGAGAAAUUAACAAUCAAUACAUAACCAAAUGAAUAACUUCAAUAGAUUACUCCAGAUAGCAAUCUUAUAAAAGCUUCAUCUUAAUUACAGUAUACAUAAAAUUAAUAAGCAUUUCCUGCUUAAGUCCAAUAAUAAUAAAUAUAGAUUCAACCUCUUAAUUAAAGUUCAUAAUAAAUCUAAAAUAAAUUAUAGUCUGGGAAUUAACCUCAAUAAUAAAAUUAUAAUUAAGCACAACUUCAAAAUUCUAGUUAAGUUUAAAAUCAAUCAUAAACGGUGAAUAUCAAUUUUAUAAUUACUGAUGGAAAUAUUAAAAGAUAAUUCCAAAGUAUCUUUAAUUCAAAUGAUAAACUUGAAAAUUUGGCUGAUGCUGUACUUGCCUAUUUAGGAGUUACAAAGUAUUCUUUUAUAUUAUAAUUAGAGAAAUAGCCUCUUGUGAUUUAAUUAUUUUUGAUCAAAAUUACAAUCAUCCUACAAAACGUGAGAAAACUUUACAUCAGUUAUCAAUUAAAUCUGAAGUUACUGUAGAUGCCCGUUUAAGAUGGAUUGGAGGUAGCCAAUAUUGA